UUCCUACUCCCCCCCCCCCCUCGACCCUCGCGUCCUCACCGUAUCGAAGGUUGUUUCACGCCGUCCACUAGCGGCCCCUCUCCGCCGUCCACUGGCACUGCCUUCCUUGCUGAUCCGCUCUGCCCGGCCAGGCUGCGCUGCCCGCCGUCCACUAGCACUGCCUGCCUUGCGAACCCCAGACAACAAAAGGUAAGCAAUCCCCUUCGUUGACACCUCUCAAUUUUGUGGGAUUUGAUGUUGAACCCUAAAAAUUGGGGGCAAAAUCAAGAAGCCCUACAUCUAGGAGCUUGGCUAGUGCUCGCUUUCACCUGAGAGCAUCAAUAGGAGGCUAGUAGGAUAAUAUUCACUGAUUAACACUACACUUGCGUGCCAUUUUUGCCUGCCCACUCUUUUGGCUGUGCCGUCUUAUUUCCGUGCUGUCUCACUCCUGUGUCCUUUCCUAUAGAUAUUGUGCUCAAAUUAUAUGAUAAUGUGCAAGUUAAUUUGAUAUGGAUACGAGCUAUGCAUGGAUGAUGUCAAAUAGUGUUUGCAUUAGUAUGCAAAUUCAAAUUUAGUCUACCUGCCACCUGGGAGGAAUGUAGUACAAGGACUAGCCUUGAGGGCAAAGAGUGCUACAAAUCAGAACAUCAGAAACUUUGGGUGCUAUUAAAUUGUAGUGGAACAUUUCCAUGCUAUUUUGCUAAAGUUGGGAGUUUUGAGGGAAACAAGCCUUGGUCACCCAAUCGAGCUGAAAUUUGCUUCACUGGGUUAAGUAGACAAUGUGGCUUCACUCACCAGGAAAUUGUUAGUGUUCACUAUUGCAAAUUUAAUUGAACUGAGGCUAUUUUUAGGCUGCACAGCUCAAGUUAGCUUUUUGGGUCCCUGGAGUUGUGAGGUUGCAGAGGGGUUCUUUUUAUUUCUCUCUCUUUUUGUUUUUUUUAUUGCAGGAGGUUUUGCACCCAAAUCCAUUAUGACCUGAUGAUGUUACAUACUGAACACUAAAAACUAGGGCAUUGAGUUAGGAUAUAGAUAUAAUUUAUACAUUUAUACAGAGUGAUUCAAAGCAGAUGGCUAAAACUGAUUUACCACUAGCCCCUUUAUGGAGUUUUGUAUACCUUUUGUUACUUUAAUGACAAAUUGCUUCUGACAAUGCUGUGCAGGUCAAUGUUUGUGCAGCUAGAGGUAAAAUUUUCCUUUGCUGCUAUUAAGUUAUCUGUGAGUUUUGUAUGAUUCAAGGAGACAUUGUCUUCAGCUAGUGGGUGUGUUCGUUGAUGGAAGACGACCAGAUUUUAGUUGAGCCAGAUGUAAAUGUAGCUUGGAUGAGUGCCAAUGUUAACUAAAUACUGAGUGCAAUCGUUGCCUUUUCAUUACGUGUUCUUAAAUCUUUACAGUACAGUUUGAAAUGAUAGCUCAUGUGUAUGUUUCGAUUUAGGUUUACGAUGGCAUGGCUUCGAAAGCUUCGGCGUGAACGCGGUCAAGGGAGUUGCAGUGGGUACGAGGACAUAUUGGUGGCGACCACCAUUGCUCGUAUCGGCACAGAGGAAGAAGAAAACAAACCUAACCCACGUCGGGGUUCAAUUGUAGGACGCCGGACCAUUGCACGAGAUAGAUACAGUGGGUACUGCCGUUUGGUGGAGGACUAUUUCGUUUCCAACUCGGUCUAUGGUGAAAACUUGUUUCGCCGCCGGUUCCGAAUGACAAAGAAUAUGUUUGAAGAUAUCAAGGACGCAUGUGAGCAAGCAAACGUAUACUUCAAAUGGAGACAAAAUGCUGCGGGAGUUUGGGGCUUGGCUCCGGUACAAAAGGUAACUGCUGCCUUGCGCAUGCUUGCAUACGGAGGUCCAGCUGAUAGCCUAGAUGAGUACCUUCGGAUGGGAGAAAGCACCAUAAUUGAGAGUGUCAACCAGUUUACACGGACCAUUGUUGAUCUAUACGGUCCUAGGUACUUAAGGCAGCCAACAAGAGAUGAAAUAGAAAUAUUAUUGCAAGUUGCUGAAGCACGUGGAUUUCCAGGGAUGUUGGGUUCGAUUGAUUGCAUGCAUUGGGAGUGGGAAAAUUGCCCUACCGCUUGGCAUGGUCAAUAUAGAGGUUACUUUAAAAAACCUACUCUUAUUCUUGAGGCAGUUGCUAGCUAUGAUACAUGGAUAUGGCAUGCUUUCUUUGGACUUCCUGGAUCAUUGAACGACAUCAAUGUGCUGCAUCGUUCACCAGUGUUUGACAAUCUAGCAGCGGGUAAUGCUCCAGAGGUUCAAUUUAAUGUAAACGGUAGGGAGUACAACAUGGGCUACUAUCUGGCAGAUGGUAUAUAUCCCCCAUGGGCUACUUUGAUCAAUGGUAUUCAACAGCCCAGAACUAACAAGCACAAGGAAUUUUCGAGCAGGCAAGCAGAAUUUCGUAAAGAUGUGGAACGGACUUUCGGUAUUUUGCAAGGACAAUAUGGAAUCAUCAAAGGGCCAGCGAGGCUAUGGGAUCAGGUCGACCUAAAGUACAUUGUGGACUGUAUCGUCAUACUACACAACAUGGGUAUCGAGUACGAGAAAGGAUUGCCUCAGCUGCGGGCAACGGACUAUGAAGGUGCGACGGAUCCCAGAUUGGGCGAUGACAAUACAAACGUGCCGGAGCUAGCAUUGUUGAUGGAGAACCACCGUAGGAUCCAGAGCCGACAAGGAAAUGAACAGUUGAAGCUUGACCUGAUCGAGCAUAUUUGGAGCAAGUAUGGAGAUAGGGCCAACAAUUAGUGUGCCGUGUUGUAUGGAUUAAUGAAUCAGUUGUUGUAUGGAGUCCUGUAUGGAUUAAUGAAUCAGUUGUUGUAUGGAGUCCUGUAUGGAUUAAUGAAUCAGUUGUUGUAUGGAGUCCUGUAUGGAUUAAUGAAUCAGUUGUUGUAUGGAGUCCUGUAUGGAUUAAUGAAUCAGUUGUUGUAUGGAGUCCUGUAUGGAUUAAUGAAUCAGUUGUUGUAGGAGUCUUGUAUGGAUUAAUGUAUCAGUUUUUGUA
Panicum hallii is the source of this 2970-nucleotide messenger RNA. RefSeq lists its product as uncharacterized. The record is from RefSeq and is a predicted model, not a curated record. Bases 1392 to 2717 code for a protein of 441 amino acids. The transcript is spliced from 2 exons. NCBI's taxonomy places the organism in Eukaryota, Viridiplantae, Streptophyta, Magnoliopsida, Poales, Poaceae.